ACAUGAUGGACCUAAUCGAGAGGGUGCUCUUUUUUGUCGUUCUGGUACAUGGGUGGAAAUUCUGGACAAACGUACAGCUGAAUAUGAGGCUAAAACGAAUGACUUAUCAAGGCCAGAAUAUGUACGUGGUACACGUUUAGAAAAUAGUCGAUUCAGUAUAUUGGAAUUCAUAUCGGUUGCAUUUGGUUUAGUAAGUAUACGUGGACGUGAAUCGCAACGUUAUUUAUGUAUGGAUCGUGAAGGCCGAUUAUACGCUGCGGUUUGUUUUGUUUUUUUUUUUGAUUGA
Acanthocheilonema viteae is the source of this 286-nucleotide messenger RNA. NCBI's taxonomy places the organism in Eukaryota, Metazoa, Nematoda, Chromadorea, Rhabditida, Onchocercidae. The record is from the annotation of a GenBank genome assembly.